CACGGAGCCAGUAACUCUGCUCACAGUCCGGAUGCUCUCUGUGCUCGUGGAGCGACUAUAGACGACUGCGCUGUGUCGGUCCUCGCUGUCUCUCUGCAGCCAUAUGACUGAUCCUUGAGCAACACACAAGAAUCCAACAGCAGUGAGUCCCAGCAGGUGGCGUUGUGUUGUGCAGACCAUGGCUCUCUCCUGGAUUCUGCUCCAGGUGUUCCUGUUCUCCACCCUGACACUGUCCCACGGCAAGAGGAGACAGUCACAAACCUCAACAGAUGACAGCAGUGUCCUACAGCACCGUCCACAGAGUGUACAGGGCCACGGCAACAGCAGGGACCAUGGACGGCAUGGGAGCAAGAGAGCCUGGAUUACCAAAGGUAGAUCUGAGCUGUACUCACACCGGGCCCUGCACCCGCUGGCCUGGCUGGAGGACGAUGGGACGGGCCUGGAAGGUUUGAGCCCAGUGAGACUGGAGAUGGGGCCAGGAAGGGACAGAGACAGAGUUCGAAUGAAUACGAGGAAUCCGUCCCAGGUGCGAGAAAACCACUUGGUGGGGACGACCAAACGGAGAGGACACAGACCCGGACAUGGACAGCAGUUUGAACACAGGAGACAGGGGAAUCGGCGUGAUAAGGGGCGACAUGGUAAAGGGUUUCCUCUGGAGCCUGAGGAGAGGUCUGUACUCAAGGACAGAGAUGUGUUCCAGGACCCUCCCUCCUCCUCCCCCUCCGCUGUUUCCCCCGCCCUGAGUGUGACCCCGCCCAGUGAACCUCCCUCCCCCAUCCCAGCCAUUUUUGGCUCUGGCUCCGCCAUGGUUACCAUGGUGAUGAACGAGCAUCCCCCAACAGUGCCCCCGGCCUCCACCAAACCCCAGAGGUCUGGUCGUGGAAAAGGACAAGGAGAGGUGAUGCCUACUCUGGACAUGGCACUCUUUGACUGGACUGACUACGAAGAUAUGAAACCCGUGGACGUCUGGCCUUCUUCCAGGCAAAAAGACAAGAGGCGGAGUAAGAACCUCAGCAGCGGAAAUGUGACUGCAGACGCUGAUGCCGUUGAGCCGUGUGACCACCACCUGGACUGUCUCCCAGGUUCUUGUUGUGACCUGAGGCAACAUGAGUGUAAACUUCACAACAGAGGCCUCAACAACAAAUGCUAUGAUGACUGCAUGUGUGAGGAAGGAUUUCGCUGUUAUGCCAAAUUCCAUCGGAAACGGCGCGUGACCAAGAGGAGGGGUCGCUGCGUGGUACCAGAGUCGGUCAGCAGCGACCAAGGAGGCUUCAUCACCAUCUGACGACAAAGGUGAAGGAGAUGAAAGGAGGAGAAUCGGGAAGAAGGAAACCAUGAAUUCUCUCUCACGUAGAAAACAGCACAGCCAAAAUGUCAAACGACCCUGCUGACAGACCAAGUGAUUAAAAGUCAUAUGUUUUCUUGCCUUUUCUCUUUUCUCAUAUACAGUAGCAUUCAAAAACCAGUUCAGGUAAAACAAAGCAAUCCAGCAAACCACCACCUUUAAGCACUUGAUUGAUGAAAUAAAAUGAAAAUACAUGAACCUUUUGGUUGCUCUAAUCCAGUGUCAUAUUAAGUACAAAAAAAGAUGGACUUUUAAAAGCUUGCUCUGUCAAUUUCUUUUAGGAAAUACAUUUUUAUUUAGUUUUUCAUUGACAGAAACGAUCCACUGGGCUGGUGACUCAUCACACAGUGGUAAACAUUUUUAUUUGCUUCUAUUCAACACAGUUAUGUUGCUAUUUGUUUUGUUACAUUUUGGAAAAAAAACCUUUUCAAACACCUCUUAUAAAACAUUUGAAUACAUUCAAUGUUUCUAUUGACCGCAGUCAAAUAGUGUUUACAGGUCAUUUUAAGCAGGAUGUUCCUUCUGCUCUUUUAGGCCAACACAUCUGAUCAUUUGUCGCUCACAGAAAAGAUGCAAAAAUGUUUCUGAAAUACAUCGAGUUGUGUGUGUGCAUGCACGUGUGUGUGCGUGUGUGUGUGUGCAAACUCAGCUAAAAUGUGUUUCUGGACAUGUUGCUCACCUGCUUCCCGACAGACAUCAUAAAAACUGGUUAAUGCUUUUUCAACAGUUCUGUAAAUAUGAAUGUGUUUGAAUUGCCAAGAGUUCUUUUUUUCUUUUUUAAUUCAUUCAACUUCUCUUCACAUGUACUUCACAGAUUAGAAAAUAAACAACGAUGCCUGUUUGACCUUAUGUAUACAUGUCUUAAUAUAUGUUUUAUUUAUGAGCUACUUAAAGAUGUUUAUUGUGUUUCCCUGUCUUUCUUUUGUUUUCAUGAUUAAACACUUACUCAGAUACA
This is a messenger RNA of Solea senegalensis (Senegalese sole), 2300 nucleotides long. RefSeq names its product dorsal inhibitory axon guidance protein a (gene draxina). Bases 179 to 1285 code for a protein of 368 amino acids. NCBI's taxonomy places the organism in Eukaryota, Metazoa, Chordata, Actinopteri, Pleuronectiformes, Soleidae. Gene Ontology annotation, biological process: axon guidance; Wnt signaling pathway. The transcript has 7 exons. Gene Ontology annotation, cellular component: extracellular region. The record is from RefSeq and is a predicted model, not a curated record.